This is a messenger RNA of Vigna unguiculata (cowpea), 2025 nucleotides long. RefSeq names its product protein DEFECTIVE IN MERISTEM SILENCING 3-like. The record is from RefSeq and is a predicted model, not a curated record. NCBI's taxonomy places the organism in Eukaryota, Viridiplantae, Streptophyta, Magnoliopsida, Fabales, Fabaceae.
CUGAGUGGUGGUUCAGUUCAUGAGUGAGGGAAGAAUCAACAGUACAAUUGAAAAAGCAGACAGAAGAAGAAAGAGAGAUUCUUUCUCUCCUUCUCUCUUCCAUUUCUAAACUUCACAUUCUGCACUUUCUUUCGCUCAGUCAUGUUUCAACCACCCACACCCACUGCUUCCAAAAAGGAUAAAAUUGAGGUAGAAAGUUAUGAGACACAUUGUUGGUGGUGAUGAUUUUGCAACAGAGAAGAUAGAAAUAGUAAGAUUCCUUCAGGGCAUGUUUAUGCGGUAAUAUUUAGCUUUCUGCUCGUACAAAUGCACUAUCCAUCAAAGGGGCUUCUUCAGCAAUGAUGCAAGUGGAUUUGAAUGAAGAUACUGUCGAUGCAAAGGAAAUGCAGAAUGGAGAAAUUCUACUAGCACAAUCCAUCAUGCGAAACACCCAGGUUGCUUAUGCUAUUUUUAUUAACAUAAAGAAACUAGAAGAUGAACUACGCAAGUUAGGGGAACGAAUUAAGGAGCAUGAGAACAAAAUAAAUCACUUGAACUCUGAAAAAAGCAAAUAUGACGACUCCAUUCUUCAUUUGCAAGUUAUUAUUGGGAAAUCAGAGUCUUCAAGUAUGGCCACAGCUGGUAAUAUGGACAAUCCACACUCUACAAAUGACGAGGAAGUAAAUAAACAAAUAUUGCAACAUGAAAAAUCUGCAGCUGGUAUCUUGUGCGAGCUGAAGAUUCAUCAUGGAGCUCAGACUUCUCAUCUAACAUCGACAAAGGAUGUUGUGGGUGUUGUUGCUACAUUGGGAAAAGUUGAGGAUGACAAUCUUAGCAGACUUUUCUCAGAGUAUUUGGGAGUGGAGACUAUGCUGGCAAUUGUUUGUAAAACUUAUGAAGGGGUUCAAGCUAUUGAAAUGUAUGAUACAGAAGGCUGCAUAAACAAAAAUUAUGGACUUCAUGGGCUAGGUGCCUCUAUUGGAAGGGCUUUGGAUGGUCGAUUUCUAGUCAUAUGUCUUGAAUCUCUGAGGCCUUAUGCUGGUAAUCAUGUGGUUGAUGAUGCACAACGGAAGCUGGAUAUUUUAAACCCAAGAUUGCCUAAUGGGGAGUGCCCAGCUGGGUUUCUUGGCUUUGCAGUGAAUAUGAUUAAUAUAGACAGCUCAAACCUAUUUUUUGUAACUCCCAAUGGUUAUGGUCUCAGAGAAACUUUGUUUUAUAAUCUCUUUUCUCGUCUACAAGUAUAUAAGACAAGGGCUGAAAUGAUACAAGCACUUCCAUGCAUAAGUGAAGGAGCUCUUUCUUUGGAUGGAGGGAUAAUUAGGAGUUGUGGUGUAUUUACCUUGGGCAAUAGGGAAGAUAUUGAUGUAAGAUUCCCCCGACCAGAAAGAUCAAAAGAGCUUGAUAACCAUCACGGUGAAAUUGCCAGACAGUUGAUGGAAGUCAAACAGAAGAAAGAAAAUAUUAUGGGGGAUGUAAAAAGGGUGCAGGCGUUGUUGGACGAGGCAAGGCUCAAUUUCAACAAAACGAAGGGUGAUUAUCUUAAGUAUUUGGCGGAAAGUUCCUCAAAUGCAACUCAGGCUCAAACUGCUUCUGACAGAUUCGUAAGUAGAUGAUUGAUUGAAUUAAGGCUGACUGCAUACAACGAAGAAAAGAGGCUGUGCCGGGCAACCUGUUUUGUUCUUGAUCUUGUACCUAUACCCGUUUUGUAAUCUUGCUCUGGAAGGAGAAUGUUCCCAUUCUGGUUUCUAAAAUUGGAAGAUAAAAAUUUUGAAUAGUAAAACAAGAAGAUUGGUUUCUGAAGCUGGAGAUAGUUUAAGGCUUUAUUUUUGUGCGAGUUCUUGCGAAGAAAAUUCAGAUUAGCCAACACGACACUGCUAUGCCUAGUUUCCCUUCAAGACCAAAAAUACUUGCCAGGACAACCUCUUCUUGGUUCCUUCUAUACUCAUUGUACUCCAUUAUUGACUGUUGAUUACAGGCUCUGAACAUUAUACAUCUACCCUUUUAGUUUUUAAGAAAUCAUUUAACUGUAGCUCUUCGUUUUUCAUU